Messenger RNA from Cyprinus carpio (common carp), 3658 nucleotides. RefSeq names its product nuclear receptor subfamily 1 group D member 2-like (gene nr1d2b). Gene Ontology annotation, biological process: cell differentiation; positive regulation of transcription by RNA polymerase II; negative regulation of transcription by RNA polymerase II. Gene Ontology annotation, molecular function: RNA polymerase II cis-regulatory region sequence-specific DNA binding; zinc ion binding; nuclear receptor activity. The record is from RefSeq and is a predicted model, not a curated record. NCBI's taxonomy places the organism in Eukaryota, Metazoa, Chordata, Actinopteri, Cypriniformes, Cyprinidae. Bases 16 to 1803 code for a protein of 595 amino acids. The transcript has 8 exons.
CAGCUCCAGGCAAAGAUGAUGUUUUUUAAUUUUAUCAGUAAAUAUCCACCUAUUUGGUUUGCAUUUACUGUGUAUAUAUUUGUUUCUAUUAUUAAUGAUAAACAGAGUUGUCAACAGAUAAAUGAAAACGCUGCAGGUGGAGUAAUAGCUUACAUUAGCUCCGCCAGCUCGGCCUCCAGUCCCGAGUCGUGCCACAGUGACUCCUCCAACAGCAGCUAUCAGUCCUGCUCUCCGCCCCACGCGGGGCAGGGCCAACAGGGCGAGGCUCUCGCGGGGACCCCUCAGUCCCGCGGAGGGAAGGCAAGAUCGGCCUCCACCACCAAAAGUGGCAUUACAACGUUCCUUGUUCAUCUGACCCUUUUUGUGGUGUGUGGAGAUGUGGCGUCAGGAUUUCACUACGGUGUUCACGCCUGUGAGGGAUGUAAGGGUUUCUUCAGGAGGAGCAUUCAGCAGAACAUUCAGUAUAAGAAGUGCCUUAAGAACGAAAGCUGUCCCAUCAUGCGCAUCAACAGGAACCGAUGCCAGCAGUGCCGCUUUAAGAAGUGUCUGCUCGUGGGCAUGUCCCGAGACGCUGUGCGUUUCGGCCGGAUUCCCAAACGAGAGAAGCAGCGCAUGCUCCUCGAGAUGCAGAACGCCAUGAACAACAUGAUGAACAACAGCCACGGCAGCCAGCCUCUGAGUGACCAGACAUCAGCCACCGAUGCAGCUUCAGAGCACAGCGGCUCCGGCCCUUCCUCCCGCUCCCCCUCCACCUCCCCCCGGAGCCACCUGUCCGAAUCCAGCCCUGACCCCGAGCUGCUGAGCGCCAUGGAUACAAGCCAGAGCUCAGACUCCUCCAGCGCCACUGACAGCGGGGAGGAGGAGGUCAUCGGCACGGUGACUAGAGCGCACCAGGAGACCUUCAUGUACAAUCAGGAGCAGGCCAGCGUGCCUUCAGAGGCCCCCAACAACUACAGCCAUUGUUCAGAGAAGACUCAGGACGUCUGGAACCAACAGAACAAUGCAUCCUCAGAGAGCGAACAGAAGCCUCCAUCAGACGGUGCUCCGCAGGGGCCUGAAGACUCGGGCUGUCCUGUCAGACUGCCCAGCAGCAGCUCCGCUGGACCGUCUCUGCAGAACCUCUCUCUGAGAGCUCAUAAUGACAGCGAGACCCAAGUCAAUGGCAGCUGUAGUGUCCCAACAUUUGCAAGGGUUAACAGGAUGCACCUGGUUUGCCCCAUGAACACAUCGCCCUAUGUGGAUCCUCAGAAGUCGGGUCACAGUAUUUGGGAGGAGUUCUCCAUGAGCUUCACCCCAGCCGUCAGAGAGGUGGUAGAAUUUGCAAAGCGCAUCCCAGGAUUCAAAGACCUGUCCCAGCAUGACCAGGUCAGCCUGCUGAAGGCCGGCACCUUUGAGGUGCUGGUGGUGCGCUUUACAUCCCUGUUCAAUGUGAAGGAGCGCACGGUUACAUUUCUGAGCGGCAGGAAGUAUAGUGUGGAGGCGCUGCGCUCGAUGGGUGCUGGAGAUCUCCUCAACUCAAUGUUUGACUUCACCGAGAAGCUGCAAGCUCUGAACCUCAGCGAGGAAGAGAUGAGCCUCUUCACAGCCGUAGUGCUGGUGUCUGCAGAUCGCUCUGGUCUCGAGAACGUCAACUCGGUUGAGGCCCUUCAGGAAACUCUGAUUCGAGCGCUGCGCAGCUUGAUCACCAAGAACCACCCCAACGAGAUCGCCAUCUUCACUAAACUGCUGCUCAAACUGCCGGACCUGCGCUCGCUCAACAACAUGCACUCUGAGCAGCUCUUGGCCUUCAAGGUCCACCCCUGAGCACCCAUCAACCCUCAUAACUGUGGACCCCCCCCCCACCUCCACCUCCAGAGCCUCCAGAGCCUCCAGGCCCGUUCCUGCGGGCCAGUUAUUCAAUGGGCAUCUUGUUCUUACUCAGUGCCCCUUUCCUGACACUUCUCUCCAUGACAUUCAAAGGACUGCUGGUUAAACAUGGAGGUGGGGGGGGGGGUCAUCGUCGUACUGUAAAACGCCUCUGCUCGUGCUAACGCACACGACUCGCUGACACAAACUGGAGGGGUUUCGUUGUAGAUGCUUACGAGAGUUUGUACGAUUACGGGGUUUGUGUGUGCGCAGAGGCACCUUGAAUUAGUUUCUAGAUUUAUAAAUCUGCCUGUGCAAUAAGUGACACGUUCACUGUUUUUGGAUUGUUCCUUGUUGGUCUCUUAAUACUUCCAGAGAAGAGGAAGUAAGGUAUCUUGUGGCCACAUAAUGCUGUGUGUUGUUUAGGGGAGAUUAUGAAGGGAUUUUCCUACACGUAAACCUAAAGCAAAGGAGAAACGAAGUACAUAGAGCACAGUUUGGCUUCCUUUCUAAGAAAAAACAAAAAAGCACCAACUAAGAAAUGGAAGAAUGUGGAACAAGCUGCUAAUCAGAGCUUUCUGGCAGAAAGACACAGGAAUGUUUAAUGACUUGAUCUAUUUUUGUAGUUCGUUUUCGGUCUUCAAAUCUGUAGUUAAGUGCAGAGGAAGCCGCUCUUAAGGCCUCAAAUAUUAUGUAAGUAUGUGAACACAAAAGCCUCUUGCUACACAAGCUCACUUUUGUGGAUGGUUGCGUUCCAGAAUCCGUUAGCAAGUGGCAUGCAGACAAACUGUCCUUUACAGUCAGUUUUCUCUUCCAGGUCAGCCACUGCCAUGAUGGAGCAAGAGUUUGAAGAGAAUCUUGCUGAGCAAGUCGAAGUUAGUUCAGCUGCUGACACAUUUAUAUCUAGCUACCUGACUAAUGAUGCAUUUGGCACAGACAUUUGAAGUUGACCGUUGCCUGCUUGAGUGUUUGAUAGCGCCAAUACUCGGUCAGACUGCAGGCUUGGCCAAACAUUUGUGUUCUUGCAUAGAGUAUGCUUCUGGUUUUAGAUCUGCAUAAUGGUGCGUCUGUGUAUAUGUCCUGAUUCGUAGGGCUUUUAGUGAUGUGUGAUGAUGCUAAAUGACAAAAGGAGGAGUAGAUCAUACGUGUUUUUUCACUGUAAGAGAUGUGCAUGCUCCUCCCAGGUACUGAUGGGACACAAAGCCAUCCAAAGUGACGUCAUACUGUCUGUAUAAACUGACACCUGCCGAUGCAUCUGUAUGGGUGAUCUUUUCAGGCUGAAUAUUUAUGAUUUUUUGACUGAUGGUUUAGGGAGGAAACACUCCCCAUCAAAUAAUUGUAAUUCUGUUCAUUUCUCUAUUUUUGAAUGUUUUCUUUUUCUGUUCAGUGGAAGUUCUUGUAGAGUUAUUGUGUCUGUGCGAUCAGCUGCAGUAAACAAAUAGUGCUUAUACUCCAGCAGCGUUGGACCAGACAGGAAGAGGAAACAGGAAAUUGCCCAAAACUUACCACCAAGUAACACCGGCAAUGCCUCUCAUCACCCUGCCAGCUCUGGGCAUCUGAACUCUUCUGGGGUCGCUUUUGAUAUCAAAGCUGCUGUAGAUGGAUAGUCUAGAAAAGAAGUCUCUUUGUUUGGUGUUGGUGUUCCUGUCUGAUUGUUCAGUGUCAUUGUUGUGUUGCCAUAAUCCAGUCUGUCAGUUUCCUUCUGUGAAAGCAUUGUAAGAUAGCUAGAUUUAUAUAUAUAUAUAUAUAUGUAUAAAUAUAUAUUAUUCAAUACAUAUAAAAUAAGAAAAUAAACAGAUAAAUGCUGAACUCA